Coregonus clupeaformis (lake whitefish) is the source of this 603-nucleotide messenger RNA. RefSeq names its product histone H3.3A-like. The record is from RefSeq and is a predicted model, not a curated record. The transcript has 3 exons. Gene Ontology annotation, molecular function: structural constituent of chromatin; DNA binding; protein heterodimerization activity. NCBI's taxonomy places the organism in Eukaryota, Metazoa, Chordata, Actinopteri, Salmoniformes, Salmonidae. Gene Ontology annotation, cellular component: nucleosome. The coding region runs from base 1 to 588 and encodes 195 amino acids.
AUGGCCCAGGUUCAACGCGCCCAGGAUUGCCCAGGAGAAAAGGUGCGUAAACUGCCAUACCGGAUACCAGAAGCCCGGAGGGCGGCGGUCCAGCGGGAAGUGACGACAAUGCUAGAGAUGGGGGUACUGGAGGAGUCCCACAGAUUUUUCCCUGCUCCUGAAGCCAAGGCAAAGACGGCUACAUCAUCAUUCAGAACAGCCCGUAAAUCUACUGGAGGCAAAGCCCCACAUAAGCAGCUGGCCAUCAAAGCUGCCCGCAAGAACGCCCCUUCUACUGGUGGGGUCAAGAAGCCCCAUCGCUAUAGGCCUGGUACUGUGUCCCUGCGUGAGAUCCGUCAGUACCAGAAGUCCACUGAGCUGCUGAUCCGCAAGCUGCCCUUCCAGUGCCUGGUGAGAGAAAUCGCUCAGGACUUCAAGACUGACCUGCGUUUCCAGAGUGCAGCCAUUGGAGCCCUGCAGGAGGCCAGCGAGGCUUACCUGGUUGGUAUGUUUGAGGACACCAACUUGUGCGCAAUCCACGCCAAGCAUGUCACCAUCAUGCCCAAAGACAUCCAGCUGGCCCGUCGUAUCCGUGGGGAGCGUGCUUAGACUCCUCCCUAAUUU